This is a messenger RNA of Anneissia japonica, 1236 nucleotides long. RefSeq lists its product as uncharacterized. The transcript has 2 exons. NCBI's taxonomy places the organism in Eukaryota, Metazoa, Echinodermata, Crinoidea, Comatulida, Comatulidae. Bases 106 to 816 code for a protein of 236 amino acids. The record is from RefSeq and is a predicted model, not a curated record.
CGCAACUGCAAAUCUAAGCUGUUGGAAGGGCGGCGCCGUCGAAACCGUUUUCCAGUGUAGACAUUUAAUUUCAAGUCCAGAAACUAAAGAGCCCUCAUUCAAGAAAUGGAGAGUCUCAAACUAAAGAGAACAUGCUUUGUUUUCAUAUUACUCCUCGUUAAGUUCGUGCAUUUCGCAACUUCUGCUAGUCUUAGUAGUGAUAUGACGCCAGGAGAAAAUGUUUACGAAGGUGGCGAUGUAACAUUUAUUUAUCAUUUUUCUGAUGAGCCAAGAAGCGCAGAUCAGAUAAAUUUGAAAUUUUAUGAUGACCGUCAUCCAUCCGGCCCACUUCUAGAGGUAACCGCACCCAAUUAUGUUAGCUUAAAUCAUAUUACACCACCUCCAGAUUGGACAAGUUAUGUUGAUUUGGGUCGGGAUUAUUUUAAUGCAUACAUUAAAAAGAAGGCAGUGGUCAUUACCGAUUCUGGUAGUUACUCACUGACCGACCCAGGCCAAAUAUAUGUCGGAAGUUUUGGGUGGGAAUUAAAUGUUCAACCACUUCCCGUCUGCUUUCGAUCAAAUGUUGAUAUUUCUUUCGAAGAAAAUCGGAAAGAAUGCUCUGUGAUAGACGAUGAAAAAGGAACAUGGUACAGGAACGAAAUCGAACAAUCGAACUCGGAAGUCAUCGAUGACAUUUUGUCCCAACUUGUUGUGCCAGGAAACAACAAUGUUCAGUAUACUUGCACGGCUGUUAUCAAUGGAGCUGAACGAUCAUGCAUUUUCGGUAAUGGGAAGUAUACGAUAUAUGAUGUCUUGAACAUGAAAGAUGAACUCUGAAUCUGAGCACUGUUUAUUGAAAAAAACCAAAACUGAAAACAUCAUAUUCACUGUAGUUUGUCAUUGAACUUUAAUAUCUAAUACAGUAUAUGUUUUAAUUAUUGUCUAUCUAAUUAUUGUUUAUGAACUAUUAAAAAAAAUGUAUGACCGGCUUUCAUGAUUUGUAGUACGGUACAGUAUGAUACAAUAUAUUUAGCAAAAUUUCAGUGAAGAUAUUUGCCAAAAUUACAAGGAAUGUUCAUGGGAUAUUUUGUAGUUGAUUGAUUACUCUAUUAAGUGCAUAUUACUUUGUUCCAUUUAUUUAUCAUUAAAGCUUGAUUUUCUUUCGCAAAUUAUUUAUAUUGGAAUCUCUAAUAAAUAUUUACUGUAGGUUUAUAUAUUUUAAGUAUAUUGCCAAAGGGUCUAUGAAAAUUUAUUGCU